This is a messenger RNA of Puccinia graminis f. sp. tritici CRL 75-36-700-3, 507 nucleotides long. RefSeq names its product phosphatidylserine decarboxylase. The coding region runs from base 1 to 507 and encodes 168 amino acids. Gene Ontology annotation, biological process: phosphatidylethanolamine biosynthetic process. The record is from RefSeq and is a predicted model, not a curated record. Gene Ontology annotation, cellular component: mitochondrion. Lineage: Eukaryota; Fungi; Basidiomycota; Pucciniomycetes; Pucciniales; Pucciniaceae. Gene Ontology annotation, molecular function: phosphatidylserine decarboxylase activity. The transcript is spliced from 2 exons.
AUGGGCAGUUCUGAGAACACGCAACAAGGCCAGGACCCAACAGAGAGCUUUGUGGCUUCCCAGCCAGUCAGUCCUGGCGCCGGCCUCGCAUCCUCUGUCAAAGUUCAUACAGAUAUUGUCAGGGGUGAGCUCGAAACUCUGCCCAGCUCCGGCAAUUGUAUGUUCUUCUUUGUUGUCUAUCUCGCCCCAGGCAAUUAUCAUUGCUUCCAUUCUCCCGCCGACUGGAAGGUUGAACGUUGUUGUCAUUUUGCUGGUUUAUUCACUCCUUGGCUCCAUUUAUCUUUAAAAAAUGGGAUGACUAUAGGAGAACUGUUUUCAGUCUCACCGUGGAUGGGGGGAGAGCUAGCAGAUCUGUUUGUACUGAACAAAAGAGUGGCCCUAUUGGGACAAUGGCGGCACGGGUUUUUCUCGAUGACGCCUGUAGGCGCAAAAAAUGUGGGCUCAAUCCUGAUCAACCUCAAUCAAGAGUUGCGGACAAACUGGGUGGAUAAACAAUGUCAUGAGUAG